Lactuca sativa (garden lettuce) is the source of this 375-nucleotide messenger RNA. Its product is annotated as auxin-responsive protein SAUR15. NCBI's taxonomy places the organism in Eukaryota, Viridiplantae, Streptophyta, Magnoliopsida, Asterales, Asteraceae. Gene Ontology annotation, biological process: response to auxin. The record is from RefSeq and is a predicted model, not a curated record.
AUGAUGGGGAAGAAGAUUAGGUCCUUUAGAAAACUAGCAAUGAAGAUUAAGGUCAAAGGUGUCUCGUCAAACCACGAAUCACAGAACCAGGAACAUUUGCUAGGGACAUAUGGUGAAAAUGAUUGCAAACCAUCAACCCCAAGAGGUUUUUUUGUGCUUUAUGUUGGAGAGGAGAGGAAACGAUUUGUUAUCCCUACGCGUUAUCUUUCCCACCCACUAUUCAAAAUGUUGUUAGAGAAAGCUCAUAAUGAUGAAUACCAGAAGAACGGGUUGAUGGUGCCAUGCAGUGUAGCUAAUUUCCGAGAGGUGGUUAACAAGGUGAAUUGUUCUAAUGGCAUGUUUGAUCUUGGGAACUUGGUUGAACAACUUAUUUGA